UAAUGACAUGCAGUAGCCAGCUAAAAUAAUGUGCUAGCACCGAGAGAGCUUUCAGCCUAGUUAGCCAGUCUGUCCACGUCCACUUCACGUAAAAAAAAGCUAAACUGUAAUGACUCUGGGUGCAAAAAUAUACUUCAGUGUUUUAUUUGAAUUGGCUGAUUCCGAUUGAUGCAACGUCAUAGCCAUGUACUUAAUAGUUACUUAGCUAGCUACCCAUCCUGCGAAGUUUCUUCUUUUUGAUGAGCUCUUGUCAUUGUCACCACCACUUUGUAACAGAACAGGCGGCUAACUAGCUAGGCAUCAGUCCACGCAGCUAACGUUACGGUGCUAUCAUAAUCAUUUAGCUAACUGGAGCUAUUGCAUUAAUUCAAAGACCAUGUCUGAUUUGGUAAUUUUGUCGUGGGUUGUCUUUCUUAUAAUAUUCAGUGUGUUAGUAACGCUCAUCUCCUAUGUACUGUACUCUGGAUUGUUUUCCCACAUCAACAUCCGGACUGGGUCGCCCCCAAUUAAGAAUGUUACAAUUGCCUACAAAUACAAACAGGGACCAUACAAAGAAUGUGGAACACUUUUCACCGAAAGUUCCAGUAUCGGGCCGAAACUAUGCAGCAUCGGCGUGUUCUACGAUGACCCCAAACAGGUCCCGAGUGAGCAGUGCCGUUACGCGGUUGGCAGCAUCCUGUGUGAGGGAGAUGGACAGCCAUGCCAGGAGCUUCUGCAUCUUUACCAGAAAUCUGGCUUCCGUGUCUUCUCCUUCCCAGAGGUCACGCAUGUGGUCAAAGCCUCCUUCCCCCAUAGGACUCCCCUGUCCGUCUUCCUGGGGGUGCAGAGGGUCUACCCCAAAAUUGACUGCUACAUCAAGGAGCGGAAGCUCUGUGCCCACCCCUUCAUUGAGAUCUACCAGGGCAGCACCAUCCAUUUCAUGGGCCCCCUGGCACGCCAGAGCGACUUCUACAUCCCCGAACUGCAGGAGGACAGCGAGGAUUCAGAGGAGGAGGACAGGAGGACGGACGUCACAGGUGCAGGCUCCAACAGCGAAACGAGCUCCAUGAGUCACAUGAUGUCAGGCAGUCGUGAGUCAUCCCUGGCCCGGUCCUCAGUGCCUACACUAACUCACCGGCCACAGAGAAGUGACAGAGACCACUGGAGCGACAGGAGCUCCAACCAAUCCUCCUCAUCGUUUGAGGACCUGGAUUUGGAGCUGGUGGAGAAUCAGGAGGAGACCGCAGCUAAGGUCCCAUGCAGCAAGCCCUUGGACGUCACCCCAGAGGAGCGAGAGGCAGUGGCUGAGGGUGAGGAGUAAAACUAAAAUGGUGGGGCUGUUUUUAUCCGAGGCUUGAAUUAUCUACAGACAUUCUGACAAGUAAUACUGCGUUGAAAUACUAAGGAAAGGUGGUUGCUGUUUGGUGGCCAGUUAACACAACCAUUCUCAGUGCAAUAUUGUGCCCCUGUUGCCUGGAACUAGUUCUUAACCAUGCCAGGGGCAGACUGUACAGUACUACGGUACAUAGCCUAAGUAUCUGUAAUAUCACUCAAGGAGAGUGGAUGCAGUUGGCAGGGUAUUCUCUGCCACAUCAUGCAAGCAGGUAUGCAGUGCUCUGCUUCAGCACAUGUACUGUGUGACUCAGCUGGUGAGCUCCAAAAAUAAAUGGCAACAGUGAUUGUAUAGUGAGAGUGAAAUAUAUUAACUAGCUAGUUUACUCAACAUAUUGGCUAAUGAUAAAAUGGUGAGUAAGCUAGUUUUGUAGCUAACUAGUUUUAUUUUCACUUCAUUAGCCAGCUAAAUCACUAGCUAGCUUACUGGAAAAAAGUUGAACUUCUUGAUGAUAGCAACCAUGCCAUCAUCAUUUUUCAUUUUAUUUUAUUUUUUGCCAAACAGCUAAAGGCUUGGGCUUCUAGCUAGCUGUGGAAUUUUGUUUUGUUUUGUUUUGUGCAAGCGACUAAAAAGAAGUCAUAGCUAGCUUACCAAAAGAAAAAGCUAGACAGUAUCUAUAGCUGCCUGUUCACUAUUACUAGAAACUAACCAUUAAUACUUGAUUGGCUUUAUUAUCCACUUUAUUUCCAUUAUACUUCACUACAACAAAACACAAGACCUACUGUCACCAAUUUACUGUGUGUCACCUACUUAAUCCAGGAUAGCUAACAUAGCAUAAGAUACAGAUGGGUUCAUCUGUAUAAUGUCCCUAUAGCAGUGUUUUCUGACCAUUGAGAUGUGUUUAGCCAUGUUUUUGAAUUUACUGACAGGUACCAUUGUUAUAGCUCAGUCAUCAGCGACCCAAGAAAGCAGACAUUCUCCUUAUUAGUCUGACAGUGGAAAAUGUUGCUCACAUGAAAAUUACAAAGCCUUUGUAUUUUGCACAUUUUCUUUUUAGUUUUACUUCUAUUAUCUCCAUUUAUCAAUUCAUAACAUAAAAAAAGUAGUUUAAUGGUUAUUUGAGUGUCUAAUUUUGAAUAAAAUGUGUACUAAUUUUGAAUAAAAUGUGUAAAAUGUGUACAUUCUUUUGGAUUUCAUUGAUAAUCUUUAUAUACUGUACUGUGUAGGCAAUAUACUAAAAAUAUCCCAUACUAUCUUUUGGAUACUACACACUAUACUGUGUAUAUCAUGGAAGAGGGAUGUUACUCAGGAUUAUAUUUAGCUCUUUAAUGGCAAUUACAUUUUUUUGGCUUCAAGAAAUACUUGUGCUGUUUUUUCGUUCACAUAUUCUGAUGUAUGUUCAUUUAAUACCGGUUACAGAUUUUGGUGGGAUAUUAGACUCACUUCACAACAUUGAUACUUUCAAACAAAGCAAUGAUUGUAUUACAAGACCAAUCGUCAUUCAGUUACAUAAGGACUGUAUGGUUACCGUUUACCUUUUGUAGUGUUUUUGCAUCAUCUGCAUAUUUAAUCUGUGAUAGAAACAUACAUUUAUUUCUAUAUAAAAUUAUAUAUGUUAGAUGUACAGUCACUAAAUUCAUUGGCAAAGAAUCUUCCUUUUUGGUUCCUUCACAUAUUAGUUUUUAUUGUUGCAUCUAUAAGACAUUGUUGUAAUUCUACAUUAUAUCUACUAAACAAAUACAGUAUGGAUCUUUCUGAGUGAUGUCCAUGCUUACUUGACAAGCCAUUGAGUGUUGGAAUGUUCAGUGGAACAUGUGAUAUACUGUUUCCCUUUGUUUGUUGAUUCAUAUUUGAAUGUCCUGCCAUGUUUUGAUGUUUUCAUUGUCAGUGUUGACAGAUUGAUAUAAAGGGUAGGAUGCCUUUGUAAGUUUAAU
Conger conger (European conger) is the source of this 3246-nucleotide messenger RNA. Its product is annotated as testis-expressed protein 264 homolog. Gene Ontology annotation, biological process: reticulophagy; protein-DNA covalent cross-linking repair. NCBI's taxonomy places the organism in Eukaryota, Metazoa, Chordata, Actinopteri, Anguilliformes, Congridae. Gene Ontology annotation, cellular component: nucleus; replication fork; endoplasmic reticulum membrane. The transcript has 4 exons. The coding region runs from base 377 to 1300 and encodes 307 amino acids. The record is from RefSeq and is a predicted model, not a curated record.